Messenger RNA from Eptesicus fuscus (big brown bat), 4414 nucleotides. RefSeq names its product putative spermatogenesis-associated protein 31C1. The transcript is spliced from 5 exons. Bases 402 to 4322 code for a protein of 1306 amino acids. The record is from RefSeq and is a predicted model, not a curated record. NCBI's taxonomy places the organism in Eukaryota, Metazoa, Chordata, Mammalia, Chiroptera, Vespertilionidae.
UGGCUGUGCUGGGCGGGGCGGUCAGGGAUGCGGGGCCUCCACUGGGUCCAGGAAUGCCUGUGAGCUGUCCCCUCGGGGCCCCUUCCGUGUCCCCCGCUUUCUGAACACGCAGCUCCCGGCAGUUCUUCCGAAUUGGAAAGCGUCCUCCGGUUCAGCAGGAAGCCGCCGCCUCAUUGAAAUGAGAGGACAGGGCGAAGCCUCCCCCCUCCGCACAGUUCACAGGCCUGCCUUCCCCAUGGAGCCUCUCAGCCCGCGGUUUCCUUCACCCGCACCCGCCACUGAGGGAGCGGCCUUGCUGACCGACAAGGGAACCACAUGAUGAGUGUAGCCACCAGCUGACCCCACAGCUGCCUCUUACCUCUCUUAAUCCCUCCCAAGAAUUUAUUGGGUCUUCCUUCCUUAUGCACUCAGUGGAGCCAAGGAGGAGAAGUUGCAGGAAGAAAAAUGGAGCUUUGAAAGCCUGCAGAGAGUGCCUGCAAGACCUGGAAAAGGCUCGGGGCCUAAUUCAUCUUCUUGGAAGCCACCUGGGGAGGCCCCCUGAACAGUGCGGCUUUCGUCAGCGCUCCUGUCAAGACCCCUCUGGUGAGGUCUGCAAAGCAGCGCCUGCUGGAGCCAACAGGCCCUGUGGGGAGCCUGUGGAAGAUGCUGCUCCCACCAUGUCCCCCUUGGCUUCUCUGGCUCCUGUGACUGAGUGCCCGUUACCUCUGGCCUCCACCUUGUCACCAGGACCAACCACCACCUCGGUCUCCCUUCAUUCCCACUCAUCUUGGAGUGCCUCUCAGCUACCAGAGCCUUUCCUUCCCCUGGAUGACCUUUCACCCCAGCCACUUGCACUUUCUCGUUCCUCCUCACUUCCCCCUGAUUCAGGGGCCCACCCUCCACCUCCCACAGCCUCCUCUGCCUCACCACCACCAGCCUCCACUCUGACUCUUCCCCAGUGUGACUCAGUGGCACUGACACUGGGCCCCAUCCCACAGAGCUCAUGUCCACACACACCUCAGUCGGCUUCUCCCACCCCAGCCGUCUCAGGCCUUGGCCACUCAAGAAGUCCCAUUUCAGCCCUGUCUUGGUGGCAGGCGGCUACCAAAACCUUGUGCCUCUCAGCCUCAUCACAGUACAAGUCCCAGCAAGAGCACCUGUCCCACCACCCACCAGAGGCCUCGUUCCAGGAAGACCCCACAGACAGACAGGCAGAGGCUGAUGAGCAGAAUCUCCUGGAGAUACAUAUCACAAAGAUAAUCAAUGUAAAGAUUUUGAAAAAAAAUGAAAAAGAUGCAUUAUAUCCAAAACAAAUGAAUCCAAACUACCACCUGCACUCUUUGGGGAAUACGUGGAAAUCACUGGGUGCUGAGCAGGACACCACAACCCCUCAACCCCUCUGGAGCAUGAAGGACGAACAAGAACAACUGCAUAGUCCUCUGCAGCUCUAUAGCCAGCUUUUUUGGGGUCUCCCCUCGCUGCACAGCGAAUCCCUGGAGGCAACCGCCAGGACAUCUAAGGGCUCUUCUACACUACAGCCUCCACCUUUCUUAUUCAAUGGCAUCUCGAAUACCUGCCCAGUUCAACUGCAGGCUACAGCCCCUCCACUGCUUUCCCAUUCCCAGCCCAUGUCUCACCUGGAGUUCCCAUCUCCACCCUUGCUUCCAACCAUGCUUCAAUUACAGCCCCCACCUCUGGCUCAGGUCCAGACCCGAUCCUCUCUACCAACCCCACCACCUUCUUCUCCACCUCAGAUUAGAAGCUGUGGAGUAUCAUGCCCGACAGCCCAGAAUGAGCCACAAUUUUUAAUCCCAAUUGAGAUUCAACAUCCAGAAAGGCCCUUGUUGCAGAAGCAAGUAGAAAGUGGGUGGGAUUUAUCCUCUGUAGUCAGAAGAUCUCAGGAAGUCUUCAGUGUCUUCACUUCCAACCUUCCCAAGGACAGCAUCCUUCCUGAGAAUUUUCCAAUCAUUCCUGAGCCCCGGAAGCAACUGGAGUCACAUCUCCAAAACUGGCAUAUGCAACAGUGCUGGGAGCUGUCCCCCAAGAUCCAAGAACCUCCCAAACUAGGGCAACAUCAGAGCGAAUUACCAGGGCCAUGUCAGGCAAAGGACAAGCAUGAGCCCUCACAGCCCUCUUCACUCACAGGUGAAAGCAGCAACGACGCACAGAAUUUGGGGCUCCGGCUAAGCCACGAUACAGGGAAGGUCCCAAAAGAUCCCUCCAGGGGCUCAGAAAGCUCCCUAGUGACGUUUCAGAGGGUAGACUCUGAAGAGUCAGAAAGUGACGUGAUGCUUUUGAGAAGGGACUCCGGAAGUGAUUUACUGAGGAACUUAGACAGAAAUCUAGAAAACACGCUAAAAGGCCACUUGGGCAGCAAGUUGGGACAGAUGAGCAAGAGCCUGAUGAGUGUGCAUGGACCCUGGCUUGCUGUCAGCCACUCUUCUGCCAAGGCUGACACUCACAUGGAAACCAAAAAUCUGGGAAUUUUAAAGGAUUGGGAACCCUGCAUGAACGCCUCUCACAGGGUCUUCUUUCUCGAUACUGACAUUCAAAAGGUGCUAGAAGCACAUAUUACAAAGUUUUGGGUGAAGCACCGGUGGGGCCUGCCCCUCAAGGUCCUCAAGCCCAUGAGUCUCAUUAAGUUGAAAAGGGCUCAAGCCUCACCCAUUCUGCAGUUCCCCUUGCCCCCCUCAUCCACCUGUGUAUCUGGGGCCUACUCGAUAGUCAAGUUUGUUGAGUUCCCGGGAAAACCAUCUCAGGCCUGUCCGGGAGAGAAAGUGAAAACAGAAGACUCAGUUCCCACCCUGGCAAGGUCUCUCCUUGCCCCCUCACGUGUGUGUGAGGAAAUGCAGGGUGCUCUGGGAGGGACCCCACCCGGUGUUGACCAUGGUCCUUCAAAGGCCUCUCUGACUAGACAGGAGGGUAGGCCACCUUCUCAGUCUCUCACACUCACCUGGAAGAGUAAGACUGCGGAGUGGGCUGAGAGGGAUAGUCUAGAUCUCAGUCCAAGUUCAGCCAUGGCCAGGAAUGAGCCAAGAGGGAAGGGUAGGGGUGGAGCCUCACAAGAGCCCUUCAAUGGGGUAGCAAUGACGGUGAUGAACUUAAUAUCCCAAUCUUUGAGGACCAAAGAGGUCAAGGAGACAAUGGAAGCCAAUGUGUCCCCUGCUCUUCAACCAGAGUUGGGAACCAAUGUACAGACAACAUCCCAAAACAUCAAUGCACAUUUGAAGAGUGUAGAAUCUCCAGGGACCAAUAACGACUCCCUAGUCCCUAGAACAUCUUUUCUCCAAGAACCAGGAGAGCCAUGCCUUAACAAAGAGGUCAUUAAUGAACUUAAGUCCGAAGUGCAGGUACCGUCAGAGAACCAACCUCAAGACUGUGCCACACACAUGCCCCUUGCUACAGACAACUUGGCUUCUCAGGUGCACCAUCACCACUCCCAGAGAGUGCCUCCUGGAGUCAGACUAGCGUCCCAUGUGUUAUGUGGCCUUAAGACACCCCAAAGGAGCAGCCAAGGGAAGCAGGAACCCAGGAUAUCAUAUAUGCAGGACUCAUGGAAGAAUCAAAGACAAAUGUUCGUCCCUACCUACAAGAGAGAGGACAUUCCAGGAAAGCAUGCAGAAGGGCCAGAAAAAUUGGGGACCUCUCAAGCCAUUCAAAUGAGCCCCUCUGCCAAGGCUAGUGAAACAGUAGACUCUGUUGAGAGGCAAUACCCCCAUCUGGGGCCUGAGAAGAAACAGGGUCCUCCAGAAAGUUUCUUCAGACAAAGAAUGAGGCUCUUUUUUCAGGGGAUUUUCCCCAAUAAAAAACUCAAAGGUCAGGAUGCUCUGCUAGACUACAAGCUCAAUUCAGUCACUGCCCAGAGCCAAGGACCAGUCAAAGGCAUAUCAAUUAUGGGCAGCAAGAUCCCUGAGGCUCAGACACUCAUAACAACUGUAGGACAGAUUCUAGAGGAGAAAAUUCACCAGGGACUUCGUACCACAGCGUUAAAUGAGCACAAACAGGAACCCCAAACCCCAGUGUGUGGGUAUUUUUGCUACCACAGGCUUCCUGUCUAUCCCGAGAAAGGAAGAGUGAUGAGUCAUACAGCCUGCAGUCACCAGGCCAACUCCAAUCAGAGUUGUUCCACUAGGGAAGGGCAAGUCAGACAGACAGAGUCCUUGAAAAGCAUCAAAUUCAAUGAUGAGCCCUUGAGUCUGAGUCGCCUCACCUUCCUGGCCUCCAAGACGUCUUUGUCUUCAGUCAGAUCCUGCCAGCAUGGGCCAAAGGGGCCAGGUGCCCUAGGCCACCAUCAACACUGCCCGAGGCACUGUCUUUUUCGGGUGGGUGUCUUGUCUGGUUGACCAUAAACAUGUCUCCAUGAAAAAAAUCAGUCACUUUUCUCAGCACAUUCAAAAUAUUUAAUUUUCCUCAAUAUAUGUUUGUUUCCUCCUAA